This is a messenger RNA of Manduca sexta (tobacco hornworm), 498 nucleotides long. RefSeq lists its product as uncharacterized. Bases 16 to 465 code for a protein of 149 amino acids. The transcript has 2 exons. Lineage: Eukaryota; Metazoa; Arthropoda; Insecta; Lepidoptera; Sphingidae. The record is from RefSeq and is a predicted model, not a curated record.
UGUCAACAAACACAAAUGAUUAUUGGAUACGCAUCAAUAGUUCUAAAACUAUGUAGUAUGGGAUUGAUGUUAGCUGCUGGGGGGCUUUGGGCUACCGCUUCAGUGGAGACGCGGCCUAAACAUUGGGACGAACAGACUUUAGUGGGGGGCACGAUAUGGAGCCAGGUGAUAAUACCUUUAGGGCUGAUGAUAUCAACAAUUGUUGAUGAUAGCCUCGACGAGUUUGUGCAUGGAUACUUCUUGCUAUCUGGUCUUGUGCUCUUGACUUACACUGGGACUAUUCUGGUUAUUGACGAGUAUAAAGCAAUGCAAAGGAGAGUACAACGUCAGGAACAACUACCAGAAAAUCCAACCCCUCGCCCGAUAAUAGCAUCCUACGACAGAAUAUAUCUAGGAAUAGGGAUCCUAACAGACCUCGCCGCAAUUUUUACCCUUAUCGACUUAAUGUUAUUGUUAAUCACAUGAAUCGAAUUAUAUAAUAUAAAAAUGAUAAUAUCA